Cladophialophora psammophila CBS 110553 is the source of this 1428-nucleotide messenger RNA. Its product is annotated as actin-like protein 4. Gene Ontology annotation, biological process: regulation of transcription by RNA polymerase II. Gene Ontology annotation, cellular component: NuA4 histone acetyltransferase complex; SWI/SNF complex. Gene Ontology annotation, molecular function: chromatin binding. The record is from RefSeq and is a predicted model, not a curated record. Bases 1 to 1428 code for a protein of 475 amino acids. The transcript is spliced from 2 exons. NCBI's taxonomy places the organism in Eukaryota, Fungi, Ascomycota, Eurotiomycetes, Chaetothyriales, Herpotrichiellaceae.
AUGGCAACUACAUUGACGUCGAGAGAUGAGCCCAAAGCCGCAGAAUACGCCGGAGAUGAAGUGUCUGCCUUGGUGCUUGACCCAGGCUACUCCAGUGUGCGGGCGGGCUUUGCGGGCGAAGAUACUCCCAAGUCGAUUGUUCCUACAUUCUACGCUUCGACCGGUUCAAAACGAUUCUUUGGUGACCAUGUGAUCGAUGUGCCUCGUGAAGAUGUCGACAUCAAAAAUCCCAUGGGAAGAGAUGGCAUCGUGGAAGACUGGGACGCAGCCGAAGCUCUCUGGAAGUUUUCCUUUGCGCACAAACUGACAGGCGUCCGACCGAACAGGGCGCUCCAAGAGUGGCUCAACGACCCCCAGGCCGUACCCGACCUUCAAAAGGCAAUGGCCGAGGCGGUCGAUACCGAACGGUGCCUUGAAGAUCACCCUCUCUUCAUGACGGAACCAUCAUGGAACCCUACAAAGGCGCGAGAAAAGUGCGUGGAGAUUGCGUUGGAAUCAUGGGCGGCGCCGGCAUUCUACCUUGGAAGAGCUGGAGUCAUGAGCGCGGCCGCGGCAGGCAGGCCUACAGCGCUAGUGCUGGAUUUUGGCGCGUCCCAAGUGUCGGUUACACCAGUGCACGAUGGCAUGAUUUUGAAGAAGGGCAUCAUGCGGUCAAACAUCGGAGGAAACUUCCUAUCUUCGCAGGUACGCAACAUGCUUGAAGCCAACGAGCCAGACCCGAUAACCAUUACACCCCAUUAUCUCGUUCAGUCGAAACAGCCGGUGGAUGCAGGACAGCCGGCAAAUGCGGUGUUGAAGCAGUUCCCAAAAGGGUUCCAGCCGCCGCGACCGUCGUUCCGACGCUAUCAGGAAGAGAAAGUGAUACUCGAAUUUAAGGAGAUCGCCCUCCAGGCAUGGACAAAUCCCAAUACGCCGUUUCGGGGACAGGGCGAACUGAUAGCGCGGGAGCAACAAUACGCCCAUCCGUUUGAGUUUCCAGACGGGUAUAAUCAGACAUUUUCAUCCGAACGGUUCAGACUGGUGGAGUCGAUAUUCGACCCGCAGUGCUACUAUGCGCCCGUAUCCGAGUCUGAGGAAGCUCAGCUGUAUCCGGCCCCCGACGCACAGGGCACAGUGACUGGAUUGGUCAAGGCCAGCCUUAACCAAGUGGACGUGGACAUCCGACCGUUUUUGCUCGGCAAUGUGGUCGUGACAGGUGCAGGAUCGCUCAUCCGCGGGCUGCCAGACCGGAUUCAACAGGAGCUGAGCAAGCAAUAUCCCAACACACGAGUGCGAAUUCAAGCGUCGGGAAUGCCAGUGGAGCGCAAGUUUGGCAGCUGGAUUGGCGGGAGCAUCGUGGCGAGCCUGGGAACAUUCCAUCAGAUGUGGAUAUCUAAGAAGGAGUACGAAGAACAUGGGGCCAGCAUUGUGGAAAAGCGCUGCAAGUAA